UGCAUUUUGAAGAAAAAGGAGAGUCAAGUCACCAAUGCGGAACAAGAAAGAUCCAUCCCGCCACCUUCGCUUGUCUUACUCCGCACUGCAACAUCCAUGAAGCUCGCAACUAUCGAACGACAUCCAUCAUGAGAAAAUGAUUCACGAAUGAUCCUCAUCGCAGCGUCGUGAGUGUAUAGAAAGAUGGAGAGCGAUGACGAGUAUAGACCGGUAGACAGCGAUGACGAGCCAGCACACUUGCAGUGUCACCACUGUAGGCGCAUCUUCACGCGCUCGGAACAUCUACAUCGCCAUUUGAGAGUACAUACCCAUGAGAAACCAUUUUCCUGUACGAAAUGCAAUAAAUCUUUUGCACGGCUAGAUGUUCUUCAGAGACACGAAAUCACACACACGCACAUAAAUCCCUUAACCGCGAGCGAGAAAGUGGCGAUCAGAGCGUGCAAAGAAUGUGCUGCUGCCCGCAACCGUUGCUCAAGAGACUCGCCAUGCACAAGAUGUGAGGAUAAGCGUUUGGAUUGCAUCUACCCUAUGCCCAGGAGACGAAAACCUCAGCCUGUGCCCCAGAAGGAGGAGAAGAGGAGGAGAAGGAAGAAGAAGGGUUCGAAUCUUCAGUCACCCGAACCAUUACCCGCACAAAACUUGCACGAAGAUGCGGAGGGUGAAGAUGAUACUCAGGCACCAGAGCCAUUGGCGACGGUACCAGUGGAAACGGGGCCGUUGGACACGGAGCCAAGAGAAACAGAGCUGGCUAUAAACAAUAGCGGAAUCAAUGAUGCCAACAACGUUUCUUGGAACAUCAAUGGUUCUAACGCUUUCACGGUUCCUCCAGCAGACGGAACUUGGCCACCUAAUGAUGAGUCAAUUGCCGUUGCACCACAACCAAUGAACCCAAUGUUCCAAAUCGAUGACAUGGGAAGCUUUCAAGAAGUACCGGAUCUCACCACGGCUAUCCCCAAUAUCAAUUGGCUCUCGGACAGUCAGUUUGCUCCAUUGUGGGAGAAUCAAUUGCCUAUUAUCCCCGAAGGCCUUGGUUCAAUGGCAUACACAUUUCCUCCUGAACUAACUGGACCCAAUCCUGUCUCUUCUUGGGUCCCAGAGCAGUCCAUGGGCGUCAAUAUGAGCAUUAAUGGCCCAAUGGAAACGCCAGCCAUCGAACUGGAUCAAACACACUACCCAACAGUUGUGGAAAGCCCUUACGACGGACAAGCGAGCAGUGUUAACGACUCCAAUGCAUCAUCUUCAAGCAAUGGAGCCCUCUACGUGGAUGGAACAGCAGCUAGAGCCCCAUUUCGUGGUCAACUACUCCCCCAGCAAGUCAGCUUACAGAGCAAUCGUCCUGAACAGGACCCCCGCCUCCCCGAAGCAGAUGGGUCAGACUACAGUUAUCUAAAAUCCUUAGUAGCGAGUAUGCGAGAAUCCCCUGAUAACACGUUUGUGCCAGAGGCUCUCUACUCCCAACUAUCGUCCGUGGUUCAGAAUGAGAUCGGGAUCGAUCCAUCACUUGAUCUAGACGCUCAGAUCCCCCCUAUGGACCAUAUCAGGGGCUUUGUGCUGCUUUAUUACCGAUGCUUUCAUCCGACGUAUCCGUUUCUACAGAAAAACUCCUCCGUCUGGCAAGUUUCAGAUAACUGGAUCCUGUUACUAGCUGUAGCAACCACUGGAGCUCGAUAUGCUGGAAGUAGGUGGUCAUCGGUUAUGUCAGAACUUCUAGACAAGGCCUUGAAGCACAGGGUUGACUCCAUAAUCAAAGAGAACACCGGUAGUGCAAACGGCAUUUGGGUGCCAGGCAGCUUUCAAUCACAUGGCCGGAUGGACCUCCAGACACUUCAAGCAGCUAUUCUGAACUUAAUCUCUCGAAUUCAUAGCGGCCAAGAAGUCAUGAUGGAAUGGGCUCUGUAUCAAAGGCUCGCUCUCAUAGAAGAAUGCAGGACAAUGGAUCUACUUUCACAGACCCCACCACAAACUGCUGACACGCCAGUUCAAAAUGGCGAUGUAGCUGUCACAGGAUGGAUGCAAACUCAAUCGAAGUUGCGCACUGGCUUGAUGAUUUGGAUCCUUGACACAAUCGUUUCUCAUGAAUUUAACUGUCCCCAAGUAUUGAAAGUACACGAGCUUAGAACAAGACUUCCGUGCCGAGAGUCAAUAUGGGAUCAACCAACCGUGGAACAGAUAUACAGUAGAGACGCGCAUCAGGAACAUUCGGAUAGUAACGGUACUCGAGGCCCUUCAUCUUCUUUACAUGGAAAAGCGGCAGCCAUCAAACUUAACGGAGUUUGGAAACAUCGUCUUAAUAUAUGCAGUUUGUGCGAGGACCAAAGAAGCAGCCUACCAGUAUGGAACGGCCUUGUCACGAUGGACUCCAGUUGCUCAUGUUGAGCCACGAAAGGAAUCAGUUUCUAUGACUGAAACAUGGCCACCAACCCUCGAAAUGGUCACAAGAUGGAGAAAUAGUGCCUGUGACGCCUUUGAUAUCUUGCAUUGGAAAGCGAACGGCAAAGCGGCUAAUGCUGGUGGGACGGAGCACCCGACGAUUCUUCACCUUCACCUUUCCCGGUUGUAUAUCUUGACACCUACGAAGCAUUUUCAAAAGGUCGCUGCGUCUGCAGUCCUACGACAAAAUGACAAUGAACUUCAGAACAAUAUGGAAUACUCGGAAGCCUGUAAUCACAUUCAACGUUGGGCCAACAUCGACCAGUAUAAGGCAAGGCUGUCCAUAAUCCAUGCUGGCGCUUUGUUGUGGCAUAUCCGUCGAUAUAGUAGCAACGACUUCAUAGAGCCCCAUGCUAUUUACCUUGCUACCCUCUCGAUAUGGGCUUACAGCGUGUUCAAUACCCCUAGGACUGAGUCCCAGCAAGAACACGGUGAUGCCGUAUCAAGGUCGGUGCCAGCUUCCGGGGAUCGUGAAUCGCAGGGAUCGGUUGGAAAUAAUGAGGCCGAGAGCGAGGAGGAGCCAGAUCCGACGUUCAUCCAUCUAGAUCGUCCUUGUGAUGAUGAAAUGGUCCAAGUCUACAUACGUCUAGGGCAUAAGAUGGCUGGUCACAUGCAGAGAGUUGGCAAUAUCUGCAGCCCCAAUGCUCCACCGAAGAUUCUCAGAGAAGGUAUAAGGAUGCUAUCACAUGCAAGAGCCAAAAACAAGGAAUGGGGGAUCGAAACUUCCUAUGUUAAGGGCUUGACAAGUCUGUUACAUGGUACCACUGCACAAGAAAACGAACGUGCAAGCGGAACACGUGUAUUCUAAUAACCUCUUCUCAACUUCCCCUUGUCAUCUUGAGAUGCCCGCUCUGUCAGAGUGCUCUACGUACCAUGAACUCCCAGCGGCCCGAAAGUCUCAUGCUCCUCGAACAAAGACUGGCAUUUGAGUCAAAGGACAGUCAACAGUGACAGUUGUUCCGGAUUCGUAAGACUCAUCACCGUUGAAAGAAGACCACUUCUCUCCAUUUGAGAGCUUGGGUAGGUAGACUUCCGUCUUGGUUUGACCUGGUUCCAGUACAGGACAGACCAGAUACUUGUCACCAUAGAGGUACUGAGUCGAAAUGUCCCAGCACUUCUUAUCGCCAGGGAACUCAUAGAACAGAGGCCGCAUGACUGGUGUUCCCUUUUCAUGUGCUUCUUUCAUAAGCUUUCGAGUGUACGGUCGAAGGUCCUCCCUGAUCUUGAUAUACUUGACACAGAUAUCAUAAACUUGAGGGCCAUAAGACCAGACCUCGUUAGGUGCUCCACUGCGACAUGUCGCACCGCCGGUCGUCCCUUGCUGUGGUUGCUGAGGUUCACGAUCACCAUGAAGUCUCAUAACAGGGCAGAAUGCGCCCCACUGGAACCACCGCACAAAGAGCUCUCUGAAGCCUUCGUUGUUGGGAUCGCCUCCAUGGAAUCCGCCGAUAUCUGUGGUCCACCAAGGUAUACCCGAAAUACCCAUGUUGAGGCCUGCGCAUAGCUGGUUGCGGAAGCUAGACCAUGAAGAAGCAAUAUCUCCGCUCCAUACCAGAGCUCCGUACUUCUGGCUGCCAGCCCAAGCACAGCGAAGGAGAUUGACAAUGUUCUUCUGGCCCGCUUCUUGUUGGCCUUCAUAAAAGGCUUGAGCAUAGUUGACGGGAUAGAUAUUUCCAAUCGUCCCGUUGGAGCCUAGCCAGUAUCGGUAGUUAUCAAAGUCGUAUGCUGCAUAUUCUGGUUCUGCUUCAUCUAGCCAGAACGUCUUUAUGCCUUUGGAGUAAUAGUUCUUGUUUACUGUGUCCCAUAUGUAUUUCCUUGCAUCUGGGUUUGUGGUGUCAAGAUGUACCGUUUGGCCCUGGAAGUCCAGACCGAUCCGGACACCUCUAUCAGUGCGGAUCAAGUAUCCGUGCUCCAGCAUGUACUGGUAAUUUUCAGCUGUUUUAUCAACAGUUGGCCAGAUAGAGACCAUGAGCUCGAUUCCGAGAUCUGUGAGCUCUUUCACCAUGGCAUCUGAUCGUUGUUAGCAAUCCUCUUCUUCAAUAUGUUUAAUUGGUACUCACCAGGAUCAGGCCAGUAGUCUGAGUCGAAUUUCCAAUCUCCUUGCUUGGGCCAAUGGAAGAAAUCGAUGACUAUGAGAUCAAUCGGAAUUUCUCGGCGCUUGUAUUCUCUAGCCACCUCGAGAAGCUCCUCUUGUGUCUGGUAUCGUAGCUUACACUGCCAAAACCCAAGUCCAUACUCAGGCAUAAUGGGAACUUUGCCAGUAGCAUCUGCGUAUGCUUCCACAAUCUCAGCUGGCGUGUCCCCUGCGACAAUCCAAUAGUCAAGGAUUUGAGUUGAGAAUGCUUCGAAGCUCAUGAUGUUCUUGCCAAAUACAGCCCUUCCUAUCGCGGGGUUGUUCCACAAGAGUCCAUAUCCAAGUGAGGACACAGCAAAGGGAACGCUUGCUUGAGAGUUGCGGUGUGCAAGCUCAAGAUCGAGUCCUUUCAGGUCAAGCCAAGGCUGUUGAUACUGGCCCAUUCCAAAGAUCUUCUCAUCUGGACUGACGCUCUCAAGACGCAUUGUCAGAUGAUAGUUGUCUGUUCCCAGUAUUCCCUUGAACUCGCGAGCCUCCACUUCCAGAGCACUGCACUUCGGAUCGAGAAGAUCCCGCCUAUGACGAGAGUACUCUUCCAGAAUCAGCUUCCCAUCAGCUUUCUCAAUAAUCAAUUUGCCCUGGCGGGAGAUGCGGGCUUUGAUGUUUCCAUUCUUGAUGGAUGCAGACUCGUCAGAAAUAGAGAUUUCUGGCGUCACUUCUGCAAGCUUCUGAAGCGCCCAGUCUUGCGAUGGCAUCACGGCAGCUUUGGUCGCCCUCACGCGGAACGCAUUUGGACCCCAUGGUUCAAUCCAGAGUUCCUCCGCAUCAUAUUUGUAGCCGAGG
Messenger RNA from Fusarium odoratissimum NRRL 54006, 5347 nucleotides. RefSeq lists its product as uncharacterized. Gene Ontology annotation, biological process: DNA-templated transcription; regulation of transcription by RNA polymerase II. Gene Ontology annotation, molecular function: zinc ion binding; DNA-binding transcription factor activity, RNA polymerase II-specific; RNA polymerase II cis-regulatory region sequence-specific DNA binding. Lineage: Eukaryota; Fungi; Ascomycota; Sordariomycetes; Hypocreales; Nectriaceae. The coding region runs from base 184 to 2376 and encodes 730 amino acids. The transcript is spliced from 3 exons. The record is from RefSeq and is a predicted model, not a curated record. Gene Ontology annotation, cellular component: chromatin.